Molecule: messenger RNA, 800 nt
Organism: Jaculus jaculus (lesser Egyptian jerboa)
Lineage: Eukaryota; Metazoa; Chordata; Mammalia; Rodentia; Dipodidae
Gene: Smim8
Product: small integral membrane protein 8
Exons: 3
Coding region: 200-493 (97 amino acids)
Source: RefSeq, a predicted model, not a curated record
GCGCGUCGCCCGGCUCGCUUCCCUCAGCUGCGGCGGCCGCAGUCUGGCUCAGGGUGACUUUGCAUCUCGGUGGCCCGCGCUCGCGGUGGCUGGGGAACACGGUCCCUCGCCCUGGGCUGUAAGCUCCAAUAGCCGCGCCUCCGAGGGAGCCUGCAGCCUCAGCUUGUCUGCAGUUUACAGGUAAUCUUCAUUAAUCAAGAUGUCUUCAGCACCUGAGCCUCCAACGUUUCAAAAGGAACCAUCAAAAGAGAGAGACUUUAGAAAUCCAGGCCUUAGAGGAGUGCGCACAACAACUUUAUUUCGAGCCGUGAAUCCAGAGCUGUUCAUAAAACCUAACAAACCUGUGAUGGUUUUUGGACUGGUGACCCUUUCACUUUGCGUGGCUUACAUUGGUUAUCUGCAUGCAACACUAGAGAACGGAGAGGGCCUCUGUGAAGCUGUUGACAGUGAGGGACACCGCUACAUGAGGAGGAAGACAUCCAGAUGGGAUUGAAGUGUUGGCUUCUGCAGGGGCAGCUUUAUGAAAGGUCUGAAAUUCCAAAUGAAAGACUAAGUACGUAGAAUUGCAUUUCUUGUUCUAGAGUAUGUUAAUAAGAGAAAAUGCAGCACUUGGAACCAAGCCACUGUAGGAAUUUUGUCCCUGAACAAGGAUAUAGUUUUCAUCUCAUUCUCUUUCUACAAAAAGCUUCACGCUAUCUUUUCUAGUAAAUUCUCUUGUUUAAAAAGUGCCUUGAGGAUAAGAGUGUUUUGUUACUUAUUUAAUUCUGCAUAAUAAAAAGCACUCAGUGCUAUUAAACUUG